Dothidotthia symphoricarpi CBS 119687 is the source of this 1437-nucleotide messenger RNA. Its product is annotated as WLM-domain-containing protein. The transcript has 2 exons. The coding region runs from base 1 to 1437 and encodes 478 amino acids. Lineage: Eukaryota; Fungi; Ascomycota; Dothideomycetes; Pleosporales; Dothidotthiaceae. The record is from RefSeq and is a predicted model, not a curated record.
AUGAGGGAGAUCGACGCGCACUUCGAUGCGUAUGAGCAUCUGAAGCACUUGCCGAGAGACUCAGAAGCGCUCCACAUGCUUCGCAAGGCUGCGUCGAUGGUCAAGCCGAUGAUGAGGAAGCGCGGGUGGAAAGUCGGCACACUGGCUGAGUUUCUGCCAGACGAGCCACAGCUGCUCGGCUUGAACAUAAACCGUACAGAGAGGAUUCUUAUACGUAUGAGGUACCAUCACGAUUCGAGACAAUUCCUGCCCAUGGAACAAAUCACCGAUACCUUGCUCCAUGAGCUAUCGCAUAUUGUCUAUGGGCCACAUAACGCCGACUUUAACAAUCUUUGGAACGAACUACGUGAUGAGCACCAGUCACUCUUGAUGAAAGGCUACACUGGCGAGGGCUUCCUAUCACAAGGUCAAAAGCUCGGCGGCAGGCGGAUUCCUCUUGAUGAAAUGCGCCGCCAGGCCAGACUAGCUGCUGAGAAGCGGAAAGCAAGCACUAACAUUCAUGCUGGCGGCAAUAGAUUGGGUGGGAGUCAGUCGGUACGGGGCGUGGACAUGCGCAAAGUCAUUGCGGAUGCAGCGACAAGGCGGAACAGCAUCACCGAAGGAUGUGCAAGCGGGAGCUCAGAAGUUGGGAGAUUGAGAAACCAACAAGAGCAAGAUGGUUUCAGGACAACAGCCGAGCAAGACGAUGCCAACGACCUGGCAAUCGCACGAGCAUUACAAGACCUGAUGUAUGAGGAGGAAAUGCGACAACUUGGCGCGCCAACGGGUGGAGGUGGUCUUUCAUGGGACCGUCAGAAUGGACUUCAAUUCGACAGCAACCCACCUUCGCGGUCAGCUUCGCUUACGACAUAUCUACCAUCGACAGGAGAACGAGGGCUCUCAUACUCGCCUCUCCAGUCUCAACAACCGUACCCAUCAGACAGUCCCUCGUCAGACAUUCAAAGACGCCCUCUCUCCCGGAUUCUCACAGAACCUUUGAUGAAGACUUCUGCCACACCCUCGUCAUCACGAUCAACACACUCCUCUGCCCGCUCCUCUACACGUCUGAUAUCUCGUGAAGAAGAAUCUCUCCGCAACAAACAACUUCCCCCCACACCACCUCCGCCCUCACCUCAAGCGCUGCUCGUCCCUACCGACCCCAACAAAUGGGCAUGUCCACAAUGUACACUGCACAACCCGCUCGACUUCUUGUCAUGUGGAGCAUGUGGGCUCGAACAACCACCGCAACCGAUUCCCCAACACAAGCGCUUCGGACCGUCACAGGCGGCGCCUAGUUUGCCAAGGCCACCACCGCAGUCAGGGUUGAGGGGGCCAGGAGCUACGCCGUUUGAGCCGGCGAAAGGCCGCAUGGGGUGGAACUGUUUGGAGUGUGGGACAUUCAUGGAAAACCAAUGGUGGACCUGCUCGUUGUGUGGGGUGAUGAAAGUGGAUUCGUAG